UGAGCAUGGAAUCCUUCAGUCACUUCUGAUUGGCCGAUCACAUCUUCGCCUGGCAGUUAAAAGUACAGAUCUAACUGUCUUCUGUUGGUGAACCUCAGCCGUUUUAGAACAUGACUCUUCUGGUGUUUUCUGGCUGUGUGACAUGUCUGCUCCUGGGAACAGUGGCUCUUUCUUGGGCUCAGAAACCGUCUGCAUCUUUACAGUUUCAAUCCGUUCUUGUUGGUGAGGAAGUGACUUUAAAAUGCAAUCGUCAAGGCACUGGGACAGAUAUAAUUUAUUGGUAUAAACAACCUAUAGGACUGAAACCACAACUCAUGUCUGAGUAUUUAGAUUUUAGGAAAAAUGGAUCUUUUGUAGAUGCUUUCAAGAACGAUCCACGGCUUAAACUUGAAACAGACAAAGACCAACUCCACUUGAAGAUCUCGAAUUUGAAAAUGUCAGACUCAGCCACCUACUACUGCAUCAGUUCUGAUUAUUAUGGGGUAAAACAUCUGGAGGGCUACACUGUCCAUGUGAAGGACUCUACUUCUGACAUUCAUGCUUCAGUGGAUCAGUCGUCCUCUGAGAACUUCCAUGCUGGACACUCUGUGACUCUGAACUGUACAGUACACACUGGGAGCUGUGAUGGAGAACACAGAGUUUACUGGUUCAAAGACUCUGGAGACUCUCAUCCAGGACUCAUUUCCACUCAUGGAGGCAGGAAUGAUCAGUGUGGGAGAAAGAACAACACACAAACACACAGCUGUGUCUACGAGCUGCACAUGGAGAGGCUGACUGAGUCUCAUGCUGGGAUCUACUACUGUGCUGUUGUCUCAUGUGGACACAUACUGUUUGGAAACGGGACCAAGCUGGACCUCACAGAAGGGAGUUUUCGUCCAUUUGUGUAUUUCCUGAGUGGAGCUCUGGCAGCUUCGCUGAUCUUCCUCACAUCGUACGCAAUACAUAAGAUAAGGACCCACAAAUGCAGGGCAAGAAAUCCUCAGGACAGAUCUGCUGUUGAUUCAGGACCGGAUGCAGAGGGAACAGAGGAUCUCCAUUAUGCUGCUUUAAGACACAGUAAGGUCUACAAAUCAAGAAGAGAAGGAAGAUGCCGCCAAUAA
Molecule: messenger RNA, 1100 nt
Organism: Oryzias latipes (Japanese medaka)
Lineage: Eukaryota; Metazoa; Chordata; Actinopteri; Beloniformes; Adrianichthyidae
Biological process (GO): response to bacterium
Source: RefSeq, a predicted model, not a curated record